Myotis davidii is the source of this 811-nucleotide messenger RNA. It is a transcript of the gene TFF2, whose product is annotated as trefoil factor 2. The record is from RefSeq and is a predicted model, not a curated record. Lineage: Eukaryota; Metazoa; Chordata; Mammalia; Chiroptera; Vespertilionidae. The coding region runs from base 50 to 631 and encodes 193 amino acids. Gene Ontology annotation, biological process: maintenance of gastrointestinal epithelium; chemokine-mediated signaling pathway; negative regulation of gastric acid secretion. Gene Ontology annotation, molecular function: CXCR4 chemokine receptor binding. The transcript is spliced from 5 exons.
GCGGGAACCCUGCAUUCUGCAGCGGCCCUGGGUGCAGCUGAGCGCGGACAUGGCAGGCGCCCGGCUCCUGGCAGCGGUCCUCGUCCUGGGUCUGUGCGCCAUGGCGGGGGCCGGGAAACCUUGGAGGAUACCCGGGGUCUGUGAGACCUCAGAGAGAGGCCUCCCUCCCGGACAAGGUCAGGGUGACCCCUGGUGCUGGGGGGCCCGCUUGAGGAGAGGGACAGGGCAGGAUGCCCCUCCAGGGGCUCCUUGGAGUCCGGCUUUGAUCACCUUUCAUCUUGGUCUCCACGUGGGCCCAUCUGUCCACCUCUUUCUAGAAGCCCCCUGCCAGUGCUCCAGGAUGAACCCCGACAGCAGGAAGAACUGCGGCUUCCCGGGCAUCACCAGCGAGCAGUGCUUCGCCGCCGGCUGCUGCUUCGACACCACCGUCCCGGGGGUGCCCUGGUGCUUCACGCCCCUCCCCAUGCAAGACAAGGAGGAGUGUGUCAUGGAAGUGUCGGCCCGCGUGAACUGUGGCUACCCGGGCAUCAGCUCCGAGGUCUGCGCGUCUCGAAAUUGCUGCUUCUCCGACACCAUCCCUGAAGUGCCAUGGUGCUUCUUCCCAAAGCCCGUGCAAGACUGUCACUAUUAAGAGGCAGUGGCUUGAGAGGACCCGCCGGCUCCUGCAUGUUCUGAAACAGCGAGAGGACUCACCAGCUCAUCCGUUUCCUGUUCCGUGUUUCCUGAAUGCCUGGGUUUUCUUCAUCGCUUUUUACCUGGUUCAGUGGGUUCACAUUCAGUGUCUUCAAAUAAAGGAAACCCUUAACAUCUG